Molecule: messenger RNA, 4604 nt
Organism: Chironomus riparius
Lineage: Eukaryota; Metazoa; Arthropoda; Insecta; Diptera; Chironomidae
Source: the annotation of a GenBank genome assembly
AAAAAAAUAAAAACAUUGUUUAAAUCAAAAUAGAAAUCACUGGAUUUAAUAAACUUAAAACUUUAAAUAGUGUAAAAUCCAAAAAAGGCACUGGAGAAAAUUGUGAGAUUAGAAUUUUUUAACGGUUAAGUUUUAAAACGAUUUCAAAUUCGACAGAAUCAAGUGUUUACAUUUAAUAAAUUAUCAAAUUAAGUCUUAUUUAACAUAAUAAACUAGAUUACUUCAAUUUAAAACAAAGCUAUCACAUUGACAUCAGCCUUAAUCAUCGAGUUCAUCGUAAAAUAUAUCUGGUGACGUUAUUUAUGAAAAGUUUAAGGCGAAUUAGUUGUGCAAAAAUAUAAACUCCUCGUCUAUGAAAAUAUUUAAAUAACUUGUGUACGAGCCAUCAUUUGAACCUAAUAGUGAGGAGAAUAAAGAUCAUUAAGCCUCGGCAUUUGUGGAAUUAUCAAGAUAAAGUGUUGAGUGAGGAAAAGAAGCACAACAAACUGUUUUUAUUUAUAUUUGAUUACGUUUUUAUUUUGGAAUUGGAAGUGAAGUGUGAUCAAGUGAAAUCAUGUCGGCAAAAGCAAUCCGUGAAGCAACUGGAAAAGAAUUGAUAAAUAAGUAUUUGGAAGGUGGAAACGAGACGGGAACUCAGAAAAGUCGUUUUGCAUCAGUCACUGAGUCCACAGAUUGGAGUCAAUUGGUCGUCGAACAUCCAUGGCUUGAGUCAACACCACUUGUCGUAAAACCAGAUCAGCUUAUUAAACGACGUGGCAAAUUAGGUUUGAUCGCAGUCAAUAAGAAUUUCCAGCAAGUCAAACAAUGGGUCAACGAACGGAUGGGAAAAGAUCAAAAAAUUGGAAAUGCUGUAGGAAAGCUAAGGAAUUUCAUUAUCGAGCCAUUUGUUCCACAUAAAGAUGCUGAAGAAGCUUAUGUUUGCAUUUAUUCGCACAGAACUGCCGAUACAAUUCUGUUUUAUCAUCAAGGUGGCGUUGAUAUUGGAGAUGUUGACUCAAAAGCUCUCAAAUUGGAAGUUACUGUUGGAUCAACAUUGUCAAUGGAUGAUAUUGAAAAGAAAUUAUUAACGGAAAUUUCAGCAGCAAAAAAACCACGUGUCGCGAAAUUCGUUUAUGCUCUUUAUCAGCUCUAUGUUGAUCUCUACUUUACAUAUCUUGAAAUUAAUCCACUCGUUGUUACUGACAAUUCAAUCUACAUUUUGGAUCUGGCUGCAAAGAUUGAUGCGACAGCUGAUUUCAUUUGCCGUCCAAAAUGGGGUGACAUUGAAUAUCCACCGCCUUUUGGCCGUGAUGCUUAUCCUGAAGAAGCUUAUAUUGCCGAUUUAGACGCAAAAUCCGGUGCAUCAUUAAAGUUAACAAUUCUUAAUCGUACUGGUCGUAUUUGGACAAUGGUUGCUGGAGGCGGUGCCAGUGUCAUUUACUCUGAUACAAUAUGUGAUUAUGGUGGUGCAUCAGAAUUAGCAAAUUAUGGCGAAUACUCUGGCGCUCCUUCUGAACAACAAACUUAUGAAUAUGCAAAAACCAUUCUUAAUCUCAUGACAUCAUCACCAAAACAUCCGGAAGGGAAAGUUUUAAUCAUUGGUGGUGGAAUUGCCAAUUUUACAAACGUUGCUGCAACAUUCAGCGGAAUCAUUACUGCAUUACGUGAAUUCAUGGCAAGACUCGUUGAGCAUCAAGUAUCAGUCUUCGUUCGACGUGCUGGACCUAAUUAUCAGGAAGGUUUACGUCGCAUGAGAGAGAUUGGUGCAACUCUUGGCAUUCCUUUAUAUGUUUUCGGUCCAGAAACUCACAUGACAGCAAUUUGCGGAAUGGCAUUGGGUAAGAAACCAAUCCCAAAUGCUGCCGAUCUUCACUUUGCAACUGCCAAUUUCUUAUUACCAAGUGGACAGCAACAACAAGAACAACGUAAAAUGACCUCUAGUCAAACCUCUCCAGGAGCUGAAGGCUCGAAAAGAAUUUCAAUAAGUUCUCCUGCAGGUUCUAAUCAAGCAUCAAAGAUAACCAGUCCAAGAGUUGUUGGUAGCUUAAAUCAAGUGGAAUACCGAAAAUUGUUCUCAAAGAAUACAAAGGCAAUCGUUUGGGGAAUGCAAACAAGAGCUGUUCAGUCAAUGUUGGAUUUUGACUUCAUUUGUCGACGAGAGGAAGCAUCAGUUGCUGCUAUGGUCUAUCCAUUCACUGGAUAUCAUCGUCAAAAGUUUUAUUGGGGACAUAAGGAAGUCUUGAUUCCAGUUUACAGUAAAAUGGCUGACGCACUGAACAAGCACAAGGAUGUUGAUGUACUUGUCAAUUUUGCAUCACUUCGUUCUGCUUAUGAAUCAUCACUUGAAGUUGUCAAUGACUUUCCACAAAUUAGAACAAUUGCUAUUAUUGCUGAAGGUAUUCCAGAAAAUAUGACUCGUAAAUUAAACUCAGCAGCACAUGAAAAGAAAGUAUCAAUUAUUGGACCAGCUACUGUCGGUGGAGUUAAACCUGGCUGCUUUAAAAUUGGAAACACUGGUGGAAUGCUCGAUAACAUCUUACACUCAAAAUUAUAUCGUCCUGGCAGCGUUGCUUACGUUUCACGUUCCGGUGGAAUGUCAAAUGAGCUCAACAAUAUUAUUAGCAACUCAACAGAUGGUGUAUUGGAAGGUGUUGCCAUAGGAGGAGAUCGAUAUCCAGGAACAGUUUUUAUGGAUCAUAUUAUGCGAUAUCAACAUGACGAUGAUGCAAAAUUGAUUGUUGUUCUUGGAGAAGUCGGUGGCGUUGAGGAAUAUGAAAUUUGUGAAGCAUUAAAGGACGGAAGAAUUACAAAACCAUUGAUCGCAUGGUGUAUUGGAACUUGUGCUGGAAUGUUUACAUCGGAAGUUCAAUUUGGACAUGCCGGUUCUUGUGCUCAAUCUGAUCUGGAAACAGCAUUAUCAAAGAACAAGGCAUUAGCGGAAGCUGGUGCUCAUGUCCCUGAAUCAUUUGAUACACUUGGAGAUCUGAUUGCUCAUGUUUAUGAAGAUAUGGUACACAGUGGACAGAUUGUGCCUGCUGAAGAAGUUCCCCCUCCUACCGUUCCAAUGGAUUACAAUUGGGCAAGAGAAUUAGGUUUAAUUCGUAAACCAGCCUCAUUCAUGACCUCAAUUUGUGACGAGCGUGGACAAGAAUUGCUAUAUGCAGGAAUGCCAAUCUCUGAAGUUCUCACAAAAGACGUCGGUAUUGGUGGAGUUGUUUCUCUCUUGUGGUUUCAACGCUGCUUACCUCCAUACGUCUGUAAAUUCUUUGAAAUGUGUCUAAUGGUUACUGCUGAUCACGGACCAGCUGUCAGCGGUGCUCACAAUACAAUCGUUUGUGCUCGUGCUGGAAAAGAUCUGGUUUCCUCAUUAGUUUCAGGAUUAUUGACUAUUGGUGAUCGUUUCGGCGGUGCACUUGAUGGAGCUGCAAAACAAUUCUCAGAAGCAUACGAUUCGAAUAUGCAUCCAAUGGACUUUGUUAAUUCGAUGCGCAAAAAGGGACAACUUAUUAUGGGAAUUGGACAUCGUGUAAAAUCAAUCAACAAUCCAGAUAUUCGUGUUAAAAUUAUUAAAGAUUUUGUACUCGAAAACUUCCCUUCAAAGCCAUUAUUGGAAUAUGCACUUGAAGUUGAAAAGAUCACGACAAGCAAAAAACCAAAUUUAAUUUUAAAUGUUGACGGAGUUAUUGCUACGUGCUUUGUUGACAUGCUCAGAAAUUGUGGUGCAUUUUCAAGCGAGGAAGCACAAGAAUACAUAAACAUUGGAGCUAUAAACUCAUUGUUCGUGUUGGGACGAAGCAUCGGAUUUAUUGGUCACUUCAUGGAUCAGAAGCGCUUGAAGCAAGGACUUUACAGACAUCCAUGGGAUGACAUCUCGUAUGUUCUGCCUGAACAAUACAACGUAAACCAAUAAACGCAACAUCCCAUGAUCUAAAAAUGAUAUCCUACAUUUUAACGUUAGAAAAUCGCUUAUUAUCUGAAUGUGUUCCUGGCUAUUUUAUUGUAAUGAUGGAACUCAUUCGACUAUGAUCGUUAUAAAAAAAAAAUAUUAGUAAAUUUUAAUCUUGAUUCUUGGUGCUAUAAAUUUUGUCAUUUGGAACCAAUAAUUAUGGAUUUUAUAGCAAUGAAAAUCAAACAAAACAGAAUAUAUAAUGCAAUGCAUUUAAAAUGAAACAAAACCGCACUGAAAUCAUGGAUAAGCACCUGAUAAAUGUUAUGUAGGAAAUGAAAUGUUUUUUGCACUAAAACUUGUAGAAAGAAAUUUUUUGCACAAAAAAGAAAAUCAUAAAAAUAAUAAUAAUUAAACGAUGAUAAUCAGAGUUGGGUGAGCUUGACUGUUAACAGCUCUGUAUUAAGCAUAAAGUAAUUUCUUAUUUAAGUAAAUGGUUUUUUAUAUUAAUUUCUUUUUGAAGGUUGAUUUACAUUCCUAAUUGGAAAAAAAAGAAUUAAAAAAAUAUUAUUAAUCAUAGUUUCAAACAUUAGUUUUCAUUAUUUUCGUCAUUUUUGGGUUCUUUAUUGUUAUUUUUUUUACUUCUUUUUUUUUGUUUUACAACAUUAAUUUUUAAUUUAAUGACAUGAAAAAUAAGUUUCAAGAUAAAUAAAAAUUACAUUUAUGUUAUAGAAAUUCG